Messenger RNA from Symbiodinium sp. CCMP2592, 1293 nucleotides. The record is from the annotation of a GenBank genome assembly. NCBI's taxonomy places the organism in Eukaryota, Dinophyceae, Suessiales, Symbiodiniaceae.
AUGAAUUUCGACUAUUCCAUGACAGCCGCUGGUGUUCGCGAUCGUGGCAACAUGCCGUGGUCGGCCAGCGGCAUCUCGCAAGCUUUGGGUUUGCGUGGGGCCGCCGUGUUCCUGGACACCGGUUGCUCCUCCUCCCUCGUGGCCGCAGACCUGGCGGCCUCGGCUGUGGGACGUCGCCGGGCGGCGCUGGCGCUGGCGCUGGGCGUGAACUACAUGCUAAGCCCGCUGAUGUUUUUUGCCCGCUGCUCGAUCAGCCUGCUUUCCCGCACCGGCCGCUCGGCCCCUUUCGGCACCUCGGCGGAUGGCUACCUCGUCGGCGAAGGUUGCGGGGCGGUGGUUCUGGCUCGGGGUCAGUUUGGCUUCGCACGAUGGCGAGCGAGUCAGGUCAUGGAGGACGGACGCCCUGCCCUCAGCAGCCGACUUUCGGGCCCUUCUCCCAUCGGCCGCGGAGGUCGCGGAGGCCUCGGCUCUUCCUUCCAAGAGGCCGAGAUGCGUGAAGAGGAGCCAGCGGAGGAGGAGCAGGAGGCGGAGCUGUCCGCCGCGGAGUAUCUGAGGAUGCUGGUAGCAGCGGGUGUGGCUGAAACCGAGCUGGUGAACCUCGAGACGCCUGCAUCCGUGCCUUCGGGCACCGAGACCCCGGACUUGGAGGCGUUGAACCGUGGCGACGAGACGCCGCUGCUGGGACUCUCCUGGCCCAGCGACCUGAGACGAUUCCGGAGCCCACUGUUUCCCCUACAGGCGCGGCGAGAGGCGCGGCGCGAGGCGCGAGUUCUGAGAGCAGAGACGCCGCUCUCCGUGGUGUCGGAGUCGCCCAUCGCCUCACCGACCCCGGCCCUGGCCCUGCCGCCGCCGCUCGCUCCACUCCGCGCGUCCAUGCCGGCGCCGGCGCUGCCGCCCAGCCGGCGCCGGCUGCCCAGGGUCUUGCAGGGCUCGGAGCUUUCGCUCUCCUUGGGCUCGCCUGUGCCGGUUCCGAGCCCGAGCCUCCUCAGCGUGCCUUCCGAGACCGAUGUGCUCUCACCCACGGCACAGCCAUCGAGGCUUCUGGUCGGCGAGGGCACACCCUUGGAGAUGACGCUGGAUCUCAACCGGCUCAUUCCCUGGACGCCGGCGGAUGCCAAGCAGCCCUCCACGCCGGGGCCCUCUGAGAUGGGCUCUCAGGGCUCCUCCGACGAGGAGGAUACCGUGGAGCAAACCAGCGGCGAUGUGAUCCCUACCUUCCAGCAGUGGCGGAGCGCCCGACUGGCGCCCCAAAUUCGGAAGAAGCGCAGAACGCCGGUGAUCCUCCUAAGCUGA